Polychytrium aggregatum is the source of this 702-nucleotide messenger RNA. Its product is annotated as RING/Ubox like zinc-binding domain-containing protein. Gene Ontology annotation, cellular component: CCR4-NOT complex. Bases 1 to 702 code for a protein of 233 amino acids. NCBI's taxonomy places the organism in Eukaryota, Fungi, Chytridiomycota, Chytridiomycetes, Polychytriales. The transcript is spliced from 4 exons. Gene Ontology annotation, biological process: protein ubiquitination. Gene Ontology annotation, molecular function: metal ion binding; RNA binding; ubiquitin-protein transferase activity. The record is from RefSeq and is a predicted model, not a curated record.
AUGUCCUACAGCUCAGAUGACGAAGAUCUGGAGUGCCCGCUCUGUCUCGAGGAGAUCGACCUGACGGACAAGUAUUUCAAACCGUGUCCGUGCGGCUACCAGAUCUGCCGGUUCUGCUGGAAUCACAUCAAUGAAAACCUGAACAAGCUCUGUCCAGCGUGCCGGCGGCCGUUCAGUGAUAAGGACAUUGAGUUUACCCCUAUAUCUCUUGACGAAGUCAUGCGCAUUCGAAAUGCAAAGAAGCAGAAGGAGCGCGAACGUCGUGAGCAGGAAAAUAACGCCAAACGGCAGCUGGCGAAUGUCCGAGUCGUCCAGAAAAACUUGGUCUAUGUCCUCGGAUUGCCAUUGCGGCUUGCAACUGAUGAGAUCCUCAAGUCGAAUGAUUUUUUCGGCCAGUUUGGAAAAAUCAUGCGGGUUGUCGUCAACCGGCGCGGCGGCCAUUCGCACGCAAAUGCUCCCCUGAUGGCCGACAUGGCCCAGACAGGCGUCUAUGUGACCUACUACAAGAAAGAGGAUGCCAUGAAGGCCAUCGAGGCUGUGGAUGGCUCGGUGUUAGAGGGCCGUGUCAUUCGGGCCACUUUCGGCACCACAAAGUACUGCUCGUACUUUCUGAAAAACCAGCCAUGUCCCAACGGCAUGUGUCCUUAUCUCCAUGAAAUCGGAGAAGACGCCGACGCAAUCGAGAAGGAGGAGAUGGCGUGA